Drosophila bipectinata is the source of this 556-nucleotide messenger RNA. RefSeq lists its product as uncharacterized. NCBI's taxonomy places the organism in Eukaryota, Metazoa, Arthropoda, Insecta, Diptera, Drosophilidae. The record is from RefSeq and is a predicted model, not a curated record.
AUGAGUUGGCUGUCUUUAAUUUGUUUUACAUCUAUUAUGCCAUUUCUGGUGAUUUGGGCCUCACCUCCGCAAUGGGACCGCCUGGCGUUGGAAAUGGCCGCGGAAAAGAACAUUACCACUGAGUGGCGCAUCCAGGAGGCAUGGAAGGCAACCAUUGCAUCGGAUACACAACUACAUGAGUACUACAAUGAAAUGAAAAACACAGAGAAGGAGAAGGCCGAACGCGUUUUGAGACAUGCCUACGAUGAGGUGAACAGGUGUGUGUACGAGUUCUACAUGGGAUGGCCGAUGGAGAGGUUCACCGAUUGCAUGAGGCAUGCCACCAGCAUUCACCUGACCAGGUUGAAGAACAUCCGGAAAGCUACCGACUACUUAGCCAAGCGGGCGGCUAGCGGAGCGAGCAGACUUAAAAUCUGGCACUGAAUUGGAAGGCUAUGGAAUUGGCUCCUGGUUUCGGUUUCCCCAAUCGCUGGCGGGCGACAAGUCUGUUUUCUUUGUGCCCUCGCCCCUGUACUACUGUGGCCUGUACUACUUUAAUUAGACAGUCAACUCGGGA